CCAACUGAAGUCGGACACCAAAGCAUUACUGAAUAGUCGUGAACGAGUGGUCUGUUCGCUAAUGGCUUCGUUUUGGCUCGUCGUUGCGAUUGGAGGUAGGUUCGUGAUUCAGAUAAAGGAAAAGAACUUGAAUUUUAUGUCGCUGUUGCACGCAACUUUUAGUUAGGUAUAGGCCGAUCGUAAUUUAAACUUCCUGGAGUUUUAAGUUGUCUUCGAUUUCCCGGGUGACAACUCUUACUUCAUUUGCUUUUUUAAAUUUCUGUUCGAUUCUUCGGUGCCGGAUAUGUAUCUUUAUCAUUAUACUUAUAAUUUCUGCUUCGCAAAAUUGGAGCUCUAUGUAAAAACAAAAAGCGUACAAGCCCCGCGUUAAAAAUAUUACGAGAUUAAAAAUAUUACGAGAUUGUUGCUACAAUUGUUGGCGGCCCGGUUUUGCUCAAUUUGUUUACAGUUAAGAGGGAUUGCUUGAGGUGUAAAGCAUAUCGAAAACGCUCGAUAUUCUGAUAUCGUCAUAUUUUGACUUUCGUGUCAAUAGAAUACAACAGCGAUGUUUACGAAGUUCAGCUUUCACCAAAUUUACCUGCUUUUCUGAUGCGUAAUGUUACCGGCGCCGGAGGUAUAGUCUAGAUAGACAUGCACCAUCGCUCUGAGCUUCUUUAGAAGAAGGCAACUUUGAUAUGUACGUUUCGAAAGUUUACUUCAACGACCAUUGUAUCGAUAGAUGUUACACUCCAACUAUGAAAUUUAUACCUCCUGAGUUAAAUCUUUGCCGGGGAACAAAGAAAAUUGAAAUUAAUUAUAAUUCGUAGUACAGGUGGUUAUUUUUUCAAGUCUCAACCGAAUCUACUUGAAAAAAAUUUCGCCAUUUUUAGUCUUUGGCUAUGUGCGUCAAUCUCAAAAGGAAUGUAAUGAAUGUUGUUCUCACUAUUCAAAUUCAACAAUGAAUUCUAGAUAAUGACGAUUUAUAAAUCGACAUCCCAACCGCAACCGAGGAAAACACUUAAUCUUCGUCCUUUGUGGUUCAAACCAGACAAAAGCAUGUUUUUCUAAUGAAGCUUUGUUUACUGUAAGAAUGUAUGAUGCUUCUUCCUCAACAAUAAAGGAGCUAAUACCCCAAAGUCCGUGAUAAAUUCUUUAAAAACAAGCUUUCCUCAGGUAUGACAGGACAAACUUCCUUACUUCAUGUGGUCCUGAUAAAACUUCACGGAAUUCGGUUUCCAUCUCUUUUUUCGAUUUUUCGGUUUGCUCUUGUUGGUGUAUUAGUUAACUAAGCAGAAAAACCGAUUUAAUUUUUGCAUUACGUUCGCACUACGCCACUACUUAAUUUUUCCUUGCUUGAACUGUUUUCAAAGGUGGGCCAUGGCUCCAUCGUUAGUCGUGAAUCACUAGUUGCCUGUAGCCCGCCGAAAUAGUAACUUCUUUAAUGAGCUAGAGGGGUAGAGGUGAGGGGAACUCUCCCUCCCCUCCCCCCUUUCAGUGUGUAAUUACUCACUUCUCGUUUCUUUCAUUGAAACACUCGUAGCAAAACAAUAAUUUUAAGAAAAGCUAUGGUGUUAGGCAUACCUCUGUUCAUUAAACAACAGUGCAGCUAUCGGCUCAGACACUGGAAAGAUAAAAGACGUCACAAUGACGUAAUGGUUCCUGAUAGGUUUCACUCAGUGUUCUGGCUCAGCAUGGUAACACAUUUCCGCUGUUAAACGUAAAAUACACGCAUCUUCCGCUCUCUGUUGAUUUCGACCUCGACGAUUCCUCAAUGAAAAGGGGGUGAGCACCGUUAAAAAAGAUAGUAAGCAGUUUGAAUACAAACAUGAUCACAGCCUGGAUUGUGGUCAGUUUUUCUGGUGAGUUCGUUUAAGGUAUGAUUUAUACAGUCUCUUGUCAGUCAACUCAUCAUAUUUGCUUCAAAGACAUUUGAAGGAUAUAUCUCUAUGGUCAUUUUUAUGGGCUAAUACUCUUGGAUCACGUUCUGUUCUUGAUUUUAUCUUGUCUUAGGAAUCAAGUUCAAUGGUACAUUUUGAAUAUCAGUGUUUCACUUUGAGAUUUGGUUCGAUGAUUUCUUGCAUCUUGUUAUCCCGGCUUCCAUUGCUUUCUUCUGCCUAAAGGCCAGCUUAGGGUUAGCGGUUCCGUCAUGAUUUUUUUUCAUAAAAACAAAUUAGGCUGUUUUGAAUACUUAUAGUAGAUUUUGUCUUAACUCAACGACUUAAAUUUCCCAUAUUCAGAAGUCUCUUAACUAAAUUGUAGAACAGGCGGAAUAACACGCAUUGAUGCCUGUCGAGUAUAUUCAAUUUUUCGGAACAUGUUCGAACACGAACAAAAUACUUUGCAUUUCUUAGCUUCAUAAGUUUCAAAGGUUGCUAAGUGUAUUUUAGUUUCACCCGCGAAUGUAGAAUUGACACUCAUGCUUAAAUAUGUGAAUACGUUAGGACAGAAGGCAUUAACUCGAUGCGUAGGGAAAGGUCGAUAUUCACAGUCGAUUAUAAAGUACGUGAACAUUGCCACACAAUACAAGUCAAUAUUAUUGUCCAAAUGUACCUUUACUGAGAUUAGCGAUUUAAAAAUCAACUUUCGCUCAUAAGUGAAUUUUUAUGUAUUUUUUUUUUCAUAGACAUGGUGGCCAUAUCAUGAUUAAUGGCUGUUGUCAAUACUGGUAUUAGUAAAAUUCUAGAUUAAUACUAAACAACUCGACGUUACGUUUGGUUCUUGAUAUGAUUUCGGUCGCUAUUUUUAUAUUUUCUUAACGUAUUAUUAAUGACGUGGAAAUGUAGCGGUAUAGUUUGGAUUCUCUGUUUUGUAUUCCUUUUUUAUAUUUUCUAACGAUCGUAGUCAGACUUCAAUUUCACCGCUCACAACGAUAGCUCAUUCGAAAGAGAGAGGGCCCCGGCGGAGGGUUGUUCAGGGCACAGAAAUUUUUUUGAGCAUUCCUAUAAUGUAAGAAACUAUCCCAAAGAACAGCAGUGCUUAGGAAGAUGAGAAGAUUCCUCCCCGUUGCCUCUAACGCAAUGAUAAAACAGCUAAUGUUAUGUGGAUCAACUGUUUGGUCGAACUGUUCAAGUGAUAACAUAACGAGAGUCUUCAAGCUUCAAAAACGCGCUGCCCGAGUUAUCUUGGAAGCUGAUACAAGGUCGAACAGCGUGAAACUCUAAGAAAUUAGCGUGGGUCCCUUUCUAUGACGAAUUUAAGUUAAAUAAGAGUACUUUAGUCUUUAAGAAUUUACAAGGAAGCCGUCCUGCUUAUAUGUACGAUCUACUCAAAUUUAAUGCAGACCUACACACACGAGCUGGUCGUUAUACUAAAUUAAAUCUCGCCUGCCCUCGUUUCAAUCGCGAAACCGAGGGAGGGAAGACCUUUAGCGUAUCUGCGACAAGGCUGUGGAACCAACUACCCAUUAACCUAAAAAAAAAGGCGACAACAGUUGCUUCUUGCAUUCUUAUAGACAUGUUGACCAGUUUCAUAAUCCUCGAAUACAUUUUAAUUCCAAUUACGGUACUUUUAGGAUCGUGGGCCACUAGUUAAUCAGUUGAAUUACUGUUGUGUGUUACCCUCCUUAAACAAAGUUGUUAUUUAUUUCUUUGUUUAUAAUAUUUGGGGAACAUUCAAUAAAAAAUUCAGGCAGUCAAAAUAAUUAAAGCUUGUGAAAUUUUGGUGUUGCUUGUGUCUUACAAGAUGCCAUACCACACAGCUGCAGGCGGCUCAGUCGGUUAAAAUCUGCGAGAAAGGCCCAUCUACUUUACAGGUUAAGAUCUUGACAAUUUCUCGAAAGUCGAAAGGAUCUACCUUCACUUCACAUUAAACUCCAGCUGUCUCGCCCUCUUCAGAGGGGUCUAAAAGGAAUCAGGAUUACAAUCUUGAAUGGCUUUCAUUUAAAACAGGGAAAAACUUCGUCAGUAAAAUUAUGUGAAGGGUGUUUUGCCCACAGCAUCCAUAUGAGAACACGACUUAGCUAAAAAAAUCUUGCAGUGACCAUUAUUUCUGAUGAGCUAGCCUUAAAAUACUGUAAGUAAAAACUCAGAGCUCAAAAUUAGGCCGGAAAUUCCCUGUGAUCUCACGUGGAAACCAUCGCAGUUCUAACAAAACUCGACGGGACUUUCUUUUCUCUUUGAGCUUUGUCCACUUUUCCUUUUAGCUCAAAUGACCUCGAACAUGUCAGCAUUUAGAAUGAACUGUUCCUACUCCUCAAGUUAAGUUAUGUUUUCACAUGUUCUUUCUUUGUAUUUGUUGCAGUUGCCUCCCUGACUCUGGCGACAAGUGAUCGUAAGUAUAAAUAUUCGUCUUACAUGUCUGCAUUCUAAUCCACAGUUUUGGUCUGUGUUUAAAUCAACUGGAAUUCUCAUUCUUAGAAAAGAUAUGGUAACAAAAGUGCUAGUUUGAAACACAUUUUAAAUUUUUUAUUUUGCUGGAAUUCUUUCGUCUGCAGUAAGAAACCAAGAGAGUAACUGAGAGAUACUUUCUUUUUCAGCCUGCAUCCCUCCUGGAGAAUCCAUUGAUGCCUCAAGUGGUAACAUUUCCAGCCCCAAUUUUCCCAACAACUAUGACGCAAAAAAUAUUUGUACCUGGAAUAUCACGGUACCCGGUGGGAAAAUUAUCAAACUGACCUUCUUGAACUUUACCCUGGUAGCAGGUGAAAACGAUGACUGUGCUGGAGCGGCAGAUAGUAGUGCCCGGGUCUUUAUCACAAACGUUGCCUCUCACGGAGGAAAACCUAACGACUUUAAGAUCUGUGGUCAAAAGCUUCCCCCUCCUGUUUACUCCGAGGGAAAUUUCAUUCAAGUGAGAUUUGAAUCUCGCACCGGCCCUGUAAACGAAGGGUUCAAUGCAACCUUUGAGGCGAUAGAUGGAGAUUCACGUAAGUCCUUGUGCCAGUUUAUCAGGAAACAUGAUACCCUUAAAGAUAUAAGCGGGAAUUUGAUUUGGGCUUACCCAGCAAAUAAUACAAUACAAACGAUCAAUGAACAGCUAGAGUCUAUAGAAGAAUGUAGUCAAAUCCUCAAAUCCCUACUCUCUAUACAAUCCAUUAUUCCAUUUGAAAUACAAGCUCGUUAACAUCUAUACAGCGAAUACACUAUAUAUAGAAGGAAGUGAAAAGUAUUCAGUGGACCACAGUUGACUUUAAACCUUGUGGAACAAAAAGGAUUAAAACAGGAAGGGGCUUCACGCGCUGAUUUUCGAUCGCAGUUAAGAAAAUGACGUGUCUUUAUUACUAUAAGUAAGAUGAAUUUACCUGAACCUGACACACUUUUGGUUACUCUUUUUAGUGUGUCCAACAGAUAUGAUCCUCAAUGAAACAUCGGGUUCUUUGUCCUCUCCCUUUAAUCCAAGAAACUAUCCAUUCAACCAGACAUGUAGCUGGAAUAUUACAGGGAAACAAGGAUACCGUGUUGAGCUCACAAUACCAGACUAUAAUCUUGAACGUUGUGGUGGCGCUGCUUGCUCGUGUGAUUAUAUGGAAGUUCAGAAUAGCUUCAGUGAUCAAGCGCUGCCUGGAAAACUAUGUGGUACACCACGGUUUCCUCCUGUAAAGUUUUAUUCACUGCACGAAAGCUUGAGGGUGGUGUUUGUGUCCGAUGAUACAAAGAUGGAUUAUGACGGAUUUGGGGCAACUUACAAGCUGUUGAACCACAGUCCUCCAAGUAAGUAGAGAAAACAACGUCGUGAGAUCUAAGAGUUCGCUGAGAGAAGAUGUUUCACGCAAUAAACUCACCCUACAAGUGAUGAUAAGGCGUUUAGUUUAAGUGCCCAUGGCACUGGUGAACAGCUGUAUCUAAAAUUGGAAAUAAUCGACCAUAGCACCUAGCGAGUUCUCCUUGACCUUUUUCUUGUGCAUUGAAAGUACGAUUCGGCGGCCAAAAUGUUUCCCCGUUAAGCGCGCGGCCAAAACGAUCAUGUUACAUAGCUGUGACGUAGAAUACUGUGAAGACACGUCGGCAAUUAUCGUGAAGAAAGGAGAAAUAUAGAAGAGAGGAUGGACGUAUUGCAAGGCCGGAGCGCCAAAAGAUGUUAGCUACAGGAAUAAUACACACAAACUAGGUUUUUCUAUACACUACUUUCGAAAGGAUUUAGCUGUACGGCCAAAAUGGACGCGUUUCGAUCGUCGACAUCGAGGAGAUUUUACUCUUCAAUGUCAUCGGCCUUAUGCUCUAUACCGGCUUAGAAGACGCUUGUUACGAACACAUACCACUAGCCAGAUCAGGUUAAGAUAACCAAUGAAUUCUGCUGAAAAGAAUGCCGAUUAAGGGGUCUGUUCCCAUACCGUAAACGAUUGUCCAACAUUCUUUAUUUUAUUACUAAUUUUCGGCUGACGUUUCGCAAGCGAAGAAUGGUGAGCUCCUCAUUGUUGUUUAUUUCACGCGCUUGAGAUGUACUCCUUGUAUUUCCACAUGACUACAUUUCUGCUUUUCUUUUCCUAUAAAAAUCCUACCGAUUGUAAUUUACAUCGUAUUUUGAUAACAGAUUUACAUCAUUUGUAAUGAAGUUCAAGCCCUUUCCUGAGCUGACCGAUAUCCUGUUGCGUGAACAGUGUGAAACCUCUGGCGGAUACCGGUAUAAACACAUGCAAGCUCGAAGGGGCCGUGUAUUCUCCUAAGCUAGGUUUCCGAAAAUCCAUCCCACGGUCUAUCAAUUCCCCCAUGUCCUCAACAAACUAAAAGUAGUAACAGUAGCAAUGUUAUUGUGAUAGCAGCAUUGCAGCGAGAUAAAUGAGGAACCACAAAUUUCAUUGAAUUAGAUGGUAGCGAAUCCAAAUGCCGUGCCGGAAAGUCGAUGCGUACGAAAUAUUCAUUAAUAAUAUUGAUGUCAGUGAUUUCCUUUCAGCGGAAUGGGUCAUAUGACAAUGCUGCACAUAAACUAAAGAUGUUUUUCUUUAUUAAAAUCCCUAUUUGAGAUUAACUUGAAUCAAAUGGUAAUAAACUCAUUCGUUUUCCGUUCGGUUUGACCGGCUCGACGAUCGCGAUGAUAACCUUUGCCUUUGCAAUCUCCGGGAAAGGAGCAACUUACGGUGAAACAUCCCGGUGACUUCUCGGUGGAAAAAUCAUCGUGCCUCGUGAUACAGCUGAUUCUUUCGUCAAAAGUUAGCUUUUGGUUUACCAAGGGUAUUGCUCUACCGCAACGAAAUUCUAGAGCAGUGGCCAAGGGGAACCUUCGCCGUACAUAGUGCGAGGGAAUAAAAUGUUAUGGCAACAGAAACGAACACAGCUACCCAUUCUUAACAUAGAUUUUGCCAUAGAAAACAAAACACAAACGCAGCAAACUUUAAACAUUCAGUAAGGGGAAUUUUUUGUUUUAAUCUUCACCUAAGCACCGCAGGCGAGAAACCGUCUUUGUCAGUCUUCGUCGAAAUCUUCGUUUGAUGCACGCGGUUCUCCUUCAUAGGGCUGAACCGUACUCUACUACUUGUGUAUGAUGUAUCACAACUCUCGGUAGAGCUUGCUGAAGAUAGGUUUACAUCGCUAUCGGACAUAAUUUCCAGAGUAUUUCAACGCUGACUGAUACAAAAUUAUUAGCGAUGUGAGAGAUUUGCAGGUUUCAACUGAGAGUUUUCGCAGUUUUCUACGUCAUCACCUACUAAUUCGUUACCAGUCCACGGGACACUAUUAAGAUUAAAUACGAGCACUUGAGGGCCCGAAAAGUCCGAGUUUUAAGUUUUUUGAAAUUUUUCCAUUUUAUGAGCUAAAUAUUUAAGCUAAGAAGGAUUCAUACUGGGUAUAGAUCUAUCAAGGUUGGGACUAAUGUUUGUAAAGCAGCGAAACCCUCAAGUAGCAAAUUUGAGGGUGUUGUUUGUGUCCGAUGAUGCAAGAAUGGACUAAGACGGAUCUGGGGCAACUUACAAGCUGUUGAAGUACAGUCCUCCAAGUAAUUAGAAAAAACAACUUCGUGAUAUCCAAGAGGUCGCUGAGAGAAUGUUUCCUGUAAAUUCACCCUUACAAGUAAUGAUAAGGCGCUUAGUUAGUACAUGACUAUUCAGGCCUGUUCCAAGCGUUCUAGUUAGUAAAACAUAGCAAAAUAGCCAGGGCAGCAUAGUAGCGGCGUAAUGAAGAAGAGAGUGAGGUUUGGGUCUGGUAGGAAAAAGAAGAAGCUGGUUACACAACAUGACCCACCCCUCCCUCGUUUUUUCGCUCCUCUGCUACUCUCUCGCUGUUCAAUAUGGCACUGUAUUUUAGCAACUAAACGCCCGGAACAGGCUAUGCUUAUUCUCCUACACUCACAUGCUCCUUUUCGUUGUUUACAGUUUGUCCCAAGGAAGCAAUUCCUCUCUCAGGAAGCGGCAAAAUAAGCAGCACAAACUACCCAGAGAGUAACUACAAUGCGUCCAGAGAUUGUACCUGGAACAUUACCGCGCCAGCUGACAAAAUUGUAAACUUUACGUUUACUGACUUUGUCUUAAGUGAGUGUUCAACCAAUUGUUCGGAUUCAAGUUGUUCUUAUGUGGAGCUUUAUGAUGGUGGGUCAACAAGUUCGCCUUCGCUAGGGCGAUUUUGCCAGGGGUCGUCUUGGAAUAAGACUCACUUCUCGACUGGAAACCAAUUGUUUGUGAUGUUCCAUCCGGGACAAACAGUUGCUCGUGGAUUUGAAGCAGAAUAUUCAGUAUCUUCCCCCAAACCAACAACAUCACCACCUACAACAGAAACGAAACUGACAAGUGAGACGGCAACGACCGGUGAAUCAAGUACGACUGGUGGUAGGUACCUUGUAAAUCAUAUUUAAAACUCCUGUUUCAAUCAUGAGAAAAUUUUACACUAGCAAUUGUUUCUCAUAACUUUUCAUGCCACCCACGCUAGAGUCAUCUUCUGUGUUUUGUCUCUCAAAUGAUUAACAUGUAGUAAUCAAAUGACUUGAUCACUUUGAUAGGUGCAGCGUCCAAGAAAUCUUUAUCGACCGGCGCUUAUGUAGGUAUUGGAAUUGGUUCGGUAGCUGUUCUCGCAGUCGUUUUCAUCGCAAUUCGUGGUAAGUCCUAUCGCUUCCCUCUUGGAGGGAACAUGGGUGCGGUGCCAUAUUUACUUUUCAAUUUGUCUAGCGCUGGUGAGGAGGCCUUCACUUUAAGACUUCUGAUCAGGAACAUGAAUGACAGGGCCAUCUACUCCCUUUCUUUUUUUUGCAAUGAGAUCAAAGUGUUUAGAGGAAAAAAGUGGCGGGGUUAAAAGGAAAUCUCAGCUUUUUCAUCGACAUCAAAACUCUCUUUUAUCUGGUUGACUCGUCUGUCCGCAAUAAAAGCUUUGCGAGACCUUUGUGUCCAUACUACGCUUUUAUCGCCCUUCAGGAGAGAGUCUUAGGAUGUACUUAUCAAACAAGCGGCCAAAAGCUUUAUUCCAUAUUGUUGUAACCUUUUAUCAUCUUAUAUAUGUGUCCUUCUAAUCAGGGUGACUAGCCUGCGAUAUAAUUCCGGAAGUAAAUACUAGUAUGUCGUGCUUACUCAAAGAUGCGCGCCCCCGCAAACGCGCUUCCUUCGAAUUAGGAAGGUGCGAACAAAGGGGAGAUUGAGCAGGGAGUGGCGUAAUUUACGUUGUCACUUUGGUGAGCACUACGGCCAUCACCAGUACCGAUUGCAUUAUAAACAGAUUUAUUCGUUUUAUCCUAUUGAUAUUUUUGUUUCUGACAGCUUUAAGACGACAGAAUGGCGCGCAUGACGUGAACACAGACGGUGAACCGGGUAGUAAGUAUCAAGGCGACUACAAUCUUAAUGCUGGCCAGAACUCUGUAUACCAUGCACCAAAUACCGGGAAGCACUCCUACGAGUUGGGAUCUUUCCCUAACGGAGGAUAUGCUGGUUAAGCGGUUGAGAGUGUAGAAUAUGUAUCAAUUAAAAAAAAACCAUAUUGUUAUUAUCCGUAUGGCAAAUAAUGUUAUGGUAAAAUAUUUUUAAAAAAAUAAAUAAAUAAAUUUAAAAAAGCUGGUAAUAUGACGAUCCUAGUGCCAGUAUUUCGUGUAAUUAUUAUUGUUAGUAUUGUAGGCAGUGUAAGCAUUGUUAGUCGAGCAAGUUUCUGUGAGUUGCAACGCGAGUUUUUUGAGUGAUAUCUGUAUUGUAUGUAAUUGUAAGUGAAGUAAGCAUUGUUAGUAGGGUAAGUACUGUAAACUAUGUGAGUUUUUUAAGUAAUGUUAAUAUUGUGUGUAAUCGUUAGUAGUUUAAGUAGUACUGUAGUGUGUAGAGGAAGUAUUGUAAGUAGUUUGAAUUCUGUAAGUUGAAAAUUAUGGAAGAAAAAACAAAAGAGUGUAGAGGAUUAUGUUCACGAAUAGCCUGUUCCAAGCCCUCAGUCAAAGGAGACGAGUGAAACAGUGAACGCACGACUUAUGGAAGAUUCUGUUGUAAGGACAAAGGCUGCCUAACUCCCCGACCCCCACCCCCCACCACGUUCUUAUUAUUCGUGCGUUAGUUAUUUGGCUCAGACCAUGAACUGAGAGAUUGGUCACAAGCUGGAUUAUGAAGAAAUAAGGAAGAAAGCACAGCUUAGGGAUAGAAUAGAAAUAUUUUUACUAUCAGCUAUCACAAUCCAUUAGCACAGAUUACAAAGGGAUACAGAUUAGAGACUUUGAUAAUUUAAACUGUACGUAGUCUCUUGUUUUUCAAUAAUAAUCAGGGAGUAAAACAAAUUCAAAAUCCAUAACAGUAUUAAAGGUUUGGAAUUCGCUUUUUUUAGUAGAAACACAAUGCGCUUUAAUGUGUUUUGGGGACGAGAUAUUGUCCUCUCUUGAACUUUUUCAAAAAAAAAAGCAAACAAACAAACAAAAAAAAAAAAAACAACACAACAAAAAAACGGAGAAAAAUAAUAAAAAUGAAAAUGGAAUACUGGGCUAAUUGUCAUUUGCGGCGAUCCGAAAGGUUUCUUGAAAGUUGUUGCCUCUUUCAUGAUUAACAUUCACGGAGUGACUUGGUGAGAUAUGUCUAAUCGAAGAGCGAACAAGAAGACUUAAGUACAAACUGUAGCACGCUUUUUUGUCUAUAAUUAAUAUUUGCAUUUUAGGUAUAAUUUUUUUUGUAACUAAACGUUCUCUCUGAAUGUUAUUAGCACCAAGAUCAUUAUGGAUCUGCGAAUUGUUUCGAGUCAAAAGCCGCUUAUAUAAUUAUCUUCACUCGCUUGCUAAUUUAAUUAGUUUUAGCUUAAUUUUUACGGUGAGCACUUUUGAAGAACGCUGUUAUCGCACGCGAUAAGUAGCAGAUAGGCAACGCGCGUGCGGUUUUCUCGCACGCACGUGACUCUUAAUGCUCUUUUGAGUGCGUGCACAGGCUCGCAGUUAUGGAGUGACGUAAACCGACUUGUGUAAGUUCGUCUGAUAAUAAAAGCAAUACCCGCAUUUUAUAAAAUUAUUGCGUUGCAGCUUUUACAAAAGAUCUUGUUAACGUUUCCGGUAGAAUUUGAUUGAAUCCGUGAGCGUCAAGUAAAACUAUGUACGGGUUUAUUGUGGGAAUUCGAUCAAUACGUCUUGCUUCUGUGUGGAACCGAAACUAUCAAGUGUCAAGAACAGCGAUUUUAGGGUAUGACUAAGUGAGGACUUUCGUCACCUAAAAAACUGGCG
Pocillopora meandrina is the source of this 11499-nucleotide messenger RNA. NCBI's taxonomy places the organism in Eukaryota, Metazoa, Cnidaria, Anthozoa, Scleractinia, Pocilloporidae. The record is from the annotation of a GenBank genome assembly.